Guillardia theta CCMP2712 is the source of this 549-nucleotide messenger RNA. RefSeq lists its product as hypothetical. The transcript has a single exon. The coding region runs from base 1 to 549 and encodes 182 amino acids. The record is from RefSeq and is a predicted model, not a curated record. NCBI's taxonomy places the organism in Eukaryota, Cryptophyceae, Pyrenomonadales, Geminigeraceae.
AUGAUGCAAGAAGACAAGGAAAAGGAUCUCUUCCAGCGCUUCAUCGAGCUGUUCCUGGAAGGGGAGAACCUGAGAGACAUGAUGGUCUACAUGUGUAACACUUGCACCUCGGACGUUCAAGACCCGAUCACCCACACUAUCUGCAUUUUCCUAUCUACCCCAAUCAGGAUCAGCAUCACCAAGAUUGGCCUGGCUCCAUUUCAAGGUUUCAACACGGCGAUAUUCCCCUUCUUCUGCAUGCGGGAAGAGCAGAAGAUCCUGCUUCUUGAAAUCCUCCAAUUUAUGCAGGAGAACAGCAGGGCGACGCUUUCAACGCAGAUGGGCGGGGGCGGGAUGGCAACGCUGAAGCCCGACGGGCAACGCAUCUACCUCGACACAUCCGAAGUCAUCUUCCAGUUCUUCCAGGCCACCAAGGAGUCCGAGAGGACGGGGAUGAAAGCACAUGUCAGGGACAAGGUCUGCAACAUCAUCCUUCAAAGGGUAUGCAGCGCAGUUCAUAUCCCCCGGCGGACGCUGAACGAGAUCAUGGAGAGGGCAAGGGAAUUGUGA